Molecule: messenger RNA, 1411 nt
Organism: Magallana angulata
Lineage: Eukaryota; Metazoa; Mollusca; Bivalvia; Ostreida; Ostreidae
Exons: 4
Coding region: 223-777 (184 amino acids)
Source: RefSeq, a predicted model, not a curated record
CAGUAUCUAUAGAACGCUUAAUGGCGCACCUGGAAAGAAUGUAAAUAAUUUGAAAUUCACCAGAAAAUAUGUGAAUUUUCGUUAGAAGGAACAAAAUUUGAAAUUGUAACGGUGCAUUUGCUUUGAGAUAUUCAUUGUUCGCUUACAUUUUCAAUUCUGAACAAAAUAUAGAAUACCUGUCAAAAACCAGACGGUAAACAAAGUUUCAGGUAAAAAUUAGAAAUGGGACGCCCAGAAGAAGAUUUCGAGGUUACUAACCUUACGAAGAUAGCAACUGUAGUUUUAAUCAUCUCAACAUUGUGCCAACUGAUAGGAUUUGCCUCCUCCCACUGGGUGAUUUCUGUGAGCACUGAGUAUGGCAUCAUUGAGUACUCAGGACUCUGGGAAAAGUGUGCAGACCUUUCUAUCGGUUACCAUAACUAUGAGUGUGAAGGAUUUGUGUGGGAAGAUUUCCAAGUUUCCCAUUGGUUCCGCACCAUUCAGACAAUGGAGUCGAUGGGCUUUGUGGGAAUGCUGGCCACUGUUGUCUUGAUUGGACUGUACAUGUUCAGAACCCCCAUUCAGGGAAAGAAAUCGGUUAAAAGGCUCAUCAUCACCCUAUGUGUCUUGUGUGGCACUCUGAUCAUUAUCUCCUGCAUCGUUUUUGCCUCCUUGAAACAAACCCUCCGAGCUCGCCACAUGCCCGGAUCCACCGCAGAACUCUCCUGGAGUUUCGCUCUCAGUCUGCUUGGCGGAAUCGGAUCCAUUGCAACUUCAUUCCUCGUCUGCUUUGGAUAAAAGGCCUCAUCCAGAAUUUGAACUGCUAACAUUCCUAUUAUUGACAGAAUCUUCAAUCAAGAUACAUGUAGUUGUGUAAUCAUCUACAAACUUAUCUGCUUUUACUUUACAGUUUACUUUAUAUUUAUAAAGUUGAUAUUUUUAAAAUAGAAUUUUAUACCAGUGUCAUAUUUCGCAUUGUAUAUAAAAUACAUUUUUUCAUGUUUUUACCCAUUUCCAUUAAGAUCCAAACUUUCAUCAAUCCCAAUAAUUAGCCUGUAUUCUUAUAUCAGCAGUUAUCAUCUACCAGUAUAUAUAUAGUGAAGAUCCUAUAUAGAAGCUGAGUUUUUUAUUUUGCAUAAGAAUGUAAAUACCAAUGACCUCAUCCAAAAGAAACUUUUCAUCUCAAACUUGUAAUUGACCUUAACGUAUUAAAACAUUUAGGUCUUUUUCCAUUCAACCCAUCAGGUCGUAAAAUUAAAUUAAUCCGGAUGAAGCCAUCAUUCUGCAUGCAACUAGUAUUUAAGGUCAUUUUUCUGACAAGAAGUACUGCUGAGUUUCUUAUUUUGGGGAUUUUCAGGGAUGAAGUUCAUUUUAUGGUAUUAUCUUUGUAUAUAAACUAAUGUAACAAGAAAAUAAAUUUUAUAUACCUGUA